AUGGCGCUCUUUGACUCGGCGCCGCGGGUCUUCCUCGCAGCCACCACGCUGCGUCUUGUUCUCCUUCUGUACGGAGGCUGGCAGGAUGCCCAUUCGGCUGUGAAAUACACCGACAUUGACUAUAUGGUUUUCACCGAUGCCGCGCGUUAUGUCGCUCGCGGUGAGUCGCCUUAUGCGCGCGACACGUAUCGCUACACGCCCCUCCUGGCUUGGAUGCUCCUCCCGACGGCCUGGGAGGGUGCUGCCCCCUGGGCAUCGGUGGCCUUUGCUUUUGGAAAGGCUCUAUUUGCGCUUUCUGAUGUGCUGGCUGGAUGGCUGGUCGUGCAGUUAUUGCGCCGGUGCUACUCUUUCCCCAUGGAGAAAGCGCUGCGCUAUGUCGCCGUCGUGUGGCUGUGGAACCCCAUGGUCGCUAACAUCAGCACCCGCGGCAGUGCCGAGGGCCUGCUUGGUGUGCUGGUCGCUGCGCUGGUGUGGGCCUCCCUGACCCGACGUGCGGUGCUGGCCGGCGCGAUCCUCGGCCUGGCCGUCCAUUUCAAGAUCUAUCCUUUCAUCUAUGGCGUAUCAAUUCUGUGGUGGUGGGAUGCCCAGUGCGAUGGAGUUGCUGCGCCCGUCCAGCAAUCCAGUCUCACCUCACGCGCUGUCGCUUUUCUCACCCCGUCGCGCGUGAAGCUCACGGUCUCGGCCCUGGCCUCUUUUAUCGCGCUCAAUCUCCUCAUGUACUUCCAGUACGGCGAGCCCUUCCUCCAAUAUACCUUCUUCCACCAUCUCACCCGCAUCGACCACCGCCACAACUUCUCUCCCUACAGCACCCUGCUCUAUCUGUCUGCCGCCGGCGGUGCGAACUCGCAUUUCGAGGCACUCGCAUUUCUCCCUCAAUUGCUGUUGGUCGUUGUCCUGCUCCCGCUCGUGCUGGCAAAGAAGAGCUUGACCACCGCAAUGCUCGCCCAAACUUUUGCCUUUGUGACGUUCAAUAAAGUCUGUACAAGCCAGUAUUUCCUAUGGUAUCUGGUCCUCCUUCCAUUCUACCUUCCUUCGUCUUCGUUCAUCCGGAGGCCAGCUUUGGGGAUUUCGGCUGCCGGUCUCUGGGUCCUUGGGCAGGCUCUUUGGCUUCAUCAAGGCUAUAACCUUGAGUUCUUGGGUCGCUCCGCCUUCGUCCCGGGCUUGUUCCUUGCGGCCUUGUUUUUCUUCGCCGUGAACAUUUGGAUCCUGGGCAUCAUUAUCCAGGAUGGAGGCGAUGAUGCUACCAUUAAUGCCGGUGGGAGUAUUAAGCCCUCGGCAAAGAUCUAG
Molecule: messenger RNA, 1287 nt
Organism: Penicillium alfredii
Lineage: Eukaryota; Fungi; Ascomycota; Eurotiomycetes; Eurotiales; Aspergillaceae
Product: glycosylphosphatidylinositol-alpha 1,4 mannosyltransferase I
Exons: 3
Coding region: 1-1287 (428 amino acids)
Biological process (GO): GPI anchor biosynthetic process
Cellular component (GO): membrane; glycosylphosphatidylinositol-mannosyltransferase I complex
Molecular function (GO): GPI mannosyltransferase activity; alpha-1,4-mannosyltransferase activity
Source: RefSeq, a predicted model, not a curated record